This is a messenger RNA of Tricharina praecox, 2115 nucleotides long. Its product is annotated as HMGL-like-domain-containing protein. Gene Ontology annotation, cellular component: mitochondrion. NCBI's taxonomy places the organism in Eukaryota, Fungi, Ascomycota, Pezizomycetes, Pezizales, Pyronemataceae. Bases 437 to 1816 code for a protein of 459 amino acids. Gene Ontology annotation, molecular function: homocitrate synthase activity. The record is from RefSeq and is a predicted model, not a curated record. The transcript is spliced from 6 exons.
UAUAAGAACCCGCCCCGCUACAGGUCCGUUGAAACCCUCAAUUCCUAUCCUCAUCCUCAUCCUCCCUUGUAACCCCAUCAUACCCCAUAUCACCGGCCCCCAUACGAACAACAACAUCUCCUCGCACCUACAUAUCCCGCUUUGUCCCCAUUCUUGCCCUGCAAUUCGCCCCGUAGAAACCAACAGCAUCUGCAUCCGUGUCUCACCUGGAGCUGAGCUGAGAAGACAACCACGUCUGCCUGCAGAAAGAAAGAAAAAAAAAGCCUCCUUCCACUUCAGCCUUCGGGUUUCCCGCUUUUCUCUCCCGUAUAGCGCCCCUUCUUCCCACAUAAAUUCCAGUCGUCCCGCUUGCUUUCGGCCUUAGAUCCGCCCUGCCUGUCUGUCCCGUCAAUUGCUCACACUCCGCUUCAUCUUCACAGACCAAAUAAUAGUCAACAUGUCUCCUCCCGCUGCGAACGAGAACGGUAGCUCGAACGUCAACAAGGCCGAAUACAAGCGAAUCGAGACCACACCCAUCAACAGCCGGAAUCCCUACCAGCCCGUCCCCGACUUCCUGAGCAAUGUCAACUCUUUCAAGAUCAUCGAGAGCACCCUGAGAGAGGGAGAGCAGUUUGCCAACGCUUUCUUUGACACCGCGAAGAAGAUUGAGAUCGCCAAGGCGCUGGACGACUUCGGUGUUGACUACAUCGAAUUGACUAGCCCCGCGGCUUCGGAGCAGUCCCGCGCCGAUUGCGAGGCUAUCUGCAAGUUGGGAUUGAAGGCCAAGAUCUUGACCCACAUCCGAUGCCACAUGGACGAUGCCCGGAUAGCUGUCGAGACCGGUGUUGACGGUGUCGAUGUUGUCAUUGGCACUUCCUCGUUCCUGAGGGAGCACUCCCACGGAAAGGACAUGGCCUACAUCCACAGGACCGCAAUCGAGGUUAUCGAGUUCGUCAAGUCCAAGAACAUUGAGAUUCGGUUCUCGAGCGAGGACUCUUUCCGAUCCGACCUUGUCGAUCUUCUGAGCAUCUACAAGGCUGUCGACAAGGUCGGCGUCAACCGUGUGGGUAUUGCCGAUACCGUUGGAUGCGCUUCUCCCCGCCAAGUUUACGACUUGAUCCGCACUCUCCGUGGUGUCGUUUCUUGCGAUAUUGAGACUCACUUCCACAACGACACCGGAUGCGCCAUCGCGAACGCCUACUGUGCCCUCGAGGCUGGUGCCACCCACAUCGACACCAGUGUUCUCGGUAUCGGUGAGCGUAACGGAAUCACUCCCCUCGGUGGACUCAUGGCUCGCAUGAUCGUUGCCGACCCCGAGUACGUCAAGAACAAGUACAAGCUCCACAAGCUCAAGGACCUCGAGAACUUGGUCGCCGAGGCCGUUGAGGUCAACAUUCCCUUCAACAACUACAUCACCGGUUUCUGCGCCUUCACCCACAAGGCCGGUAUCCACGCCAAGGCUAUCCUCAACAACCCCAGCACAUACGAGAUCAUCAACCCCGCCGACUUCGGCAUCACCCGAUACGUCCACUUCGCCUCUCGGUUGACCGGAUGGAACGCCAUCAAGAGCCGAGUGGAGCAGCUGAACCUCGACAUGACCGACGCUCAGUGCAAGGAGUGCACCGCGAAGAUCAAGGCGCUUGCCGACAUCCGACCUUUGAACGUUGACGAUGUUGACUCCAUCAUCCGUCAAUACCACCUUCACAUCAAGAGUGGAGGCGAGACCCCUCUCGGCCUCGAGCUCCCCAGCCCGAUCGACGAGAUGGUUGUCGACGGCGAGCCAGCGGCCAAGAGACUUAAGCAGGAACUGGUCACGGACGCUGCUGCAUGCUGUUAAGCGCAGAGGUUGGGUGGAUGUGCCGGGUUUUCGGGUAUUUCAUAUAUUCUCCGCUGGAAGCCCGCUCAGACUACCAAAAAAAUAAUGGCGUUUUGAUUUACAUGAUAAAACUUCUAUAUCAUUUUCCCUUUUGUUUUUUCGUUUUUCUUGUUUGGGUUCAAGGCUGGGUAGCGUGGAAUGAGUCGCGAGGAUGUGCUUGCUUGUAUUCCGAGUUUCCACGAUGGACGGAACCGGUCAAUAAAAGUUGUCAGUCACUCGCUCGCACCAUUUGGCCAGAAAUAUCAUACCUCCCGUUUAAA